UCCUUACGCUUGUCUCCAUCAUCGAACCACGUUCGGUCCGGGCCGGGCCAUGGUACUCGCAGACUUGGCGACGGGCAUCAUAGUCGCCAUCAAACCGAGCUGAGCCGUGUCUCGGAGGAUAGUCCAGUUCGAUCGGCGAUCGAUAGGCUCGUUCCCGAAAAGGUAGCGCCAUACUCGUCACUACCUGUUCGGAUGGAACGAUACACUAUCAAUGUAAGAAAGCGAAUGAAAACAAAUGGAUGCGCAGUAUCAAUAUUUUGUAGAAGGACAAACAGCAAUUGCGUCUUUCUUCACCACAAAUAAAAUUAUUUGCAAAAUGUCAGAGUCGAAGUCUUCUUUUCGUGUCGUCGUUAUUGGCGCUGGCGUCACGGGCCUUGUGGCUUCACAUUGUUUAUACAGAGCGGGUAUUGACCAUAUAGUUCUAGAGAAGAGAGAGAAUGUUGCACCUCCAGAAGGGGCUAGCAUUGCUAUGUACCCUCAUGGCACGCGCGUGCUGCAUCAAUUGGGCUGUCUAAAGGCUGUUGAGGAGGCCUGUGUACCCACUAAAAGGUGGUGGCAUCGCGGACCCGAUGGCAAAAAUCUCAUGGACAAUGGCUUUUUUCUUCAUCUCGAGGACAAUUUCAACUACAAUUAUAUCUUGCUCGAGAGACGGAAGUUCCUUGAGAUUCUUUAUGACACACUUCCAGAUAAGUCACGAAUCAGGACGGGCUGUCAAGUGGCAGAUGUUGAGCAUGUUGCCGACGGAGUAAAGGUAACGUUGAGCAAUGGUGAAGUAGAGGCUGGCGAUAUAGUCUUCGGCUGCGAUGGCACCUACAGCAAUGUCAGAAGUAUGAUGUGGGAGUACGCGAACAAAAUGACGCCAGGCCUAAUUACGACGAAGGAAAAAACGUCCUACCUAACAGAAUGGAAAGCCGUGGUGGGGGUCGCUCCCGCUAUGCCUGGGGGCCUCGGCGACCGCGAUAUGGUAUCGGUAUCAGACAAGGGACGAACAUUUAUAUCAUUUUCCCAGCCGGACUACAUUUAUUUCUUCUUCAUUUUCCAACUUGAUGAACCGUUUAGGUUCCCUAAGAGGGCUAACCCCAAUGAUCCAACAGCUGAAGAACUAGCGGAAACUGUCCUGGAUCACCCUGUCUCGGAAUCGAUGGUCUUCGGUGAACUCUGGAAAAAACGCCUCCGCGGGGAUCUCAUCUAUCUCGAAGACGGAAUUAUGGAACAUUGGCACGCCGGUCGGAUCGUCCUCGUCGGUGAUGCGGUCCAUAAGACAACACCUAACAUGGGUUUUGGUGGGAAUUGCGGCAUUGAGGACGUGGCAGUCUUGUGCAACAAUCUGAAUCGUCUACUUUUGAGUUGCAAGGGUAGAAAACCUAGCACUGUUGAGCUUGGUCAAGCCUUCGAGGCUUACAAGACCCAGCGAAUGCCCGCAGUGAAGAAAGUUGCCGAGCUCUGCAGACUGGUCACCAAGGUUCAAGUGUGGCAGUCCCCUUGGUAUAAGUUUGUGGACACAUGGGUUUUCCCACUACAGGCGGACAAGGCUAUAUCAAACCAAGUGUCUGAGAUUAUUCGCGCUGGCGCCAAGUUGGAUUAUGUGGAUGAUUCGGGCUGUUUUUCGGGUAGUAUGCCGUGGAUUGAUGAAAAAGAGACUGGCUCUGCACGCACUCUAGUUUCUUCCUCCAUCGUUCUAGGCGUGGCAGCAGUCUUCAUGCUUGCCUUCCAAGGUGUAAGAUUUAACACCAUUUUGCCUACUUCCAUAACAGGAUAGACUAUUGUCGGCAUGGAAUAUAAGUAGAUAUGGGGUUCUGCAAUGCGAUUUACUGAUAUGAGAGUACAAUAGAGCAGAUAGUAUAAGGCAAUUAAGUGUUGAUGAUGAAUCAAGAAAAGUUUUAAACCA
Molecule: messenger RNA, 1888 nt
Organism: Hypoxylon trugodes
Lineage: Eukaryota; Fungi; Ascomycota; Sordariomycetes; Xylariales; Hypoxylaceae
Exons: 4
Coding region: 236-1759 (507 amino acids)
Molecular function (GO): FAD binding
Source: RefSeq, a predicted model, not a curated record